CUGGGUUCCUGUGCCUGAAAGACGCGUCGUGGCAGAAGUAUUCACAACGGUCUCCUCUGCCAUCUCGGUCACAGACACAGAGACUCCUUCGGUCAAAAAUAACGUCCCCCCCUCUAGGUAGGAGAAAAUCAUGUUUGUUUAAAGCCAGAUCCUGUUUCAGUUUUGCUUUGGGAAAAGCUUUUCUCCCGAGUCUUCCUGCGCACCCUCUUCUGAACAGCAUGUGAUUGUCCGUGGUCUGAUGAGUUUCUCAGCUCGCAGCUUUUCAUGUUUCCUGAGGCAUGUCUCCUGGAGCGUAACGGAUGGCAGUGAUGAAAAGUACUCCAUGUCCAGACAUCAAUCAGGCAGUUACAAGAAGGACGGAAAUGGCACAAAUGUUACAGAGGUGCAUAUCUGAAGUGGUAGACCUGUGCGGGUAUCUAAGAACAGAUCCUGUUGAGGAGUCGUCCAGCUUCAGAAAUGACAGCAGAUACUUGCAAACUAGUCAGAAAUACAGAACUGCAACUUAAAUAUCCACAGCAUGGAUAUUUGGCUGGAAAAUGGACAUGAUUGGGUGCUUGUUGAGCCGAUGAUGGAUCCCUGACCCUUUCAUAUUGCAGCGAUUGCUCUGGUCGAAGCGAGUUUUCUGUGGGGAAAACAACAUGCCUUCUGUCAGCUUCAGUCUGGAGAUCAAGUGCUUAAGGCCUUCUCAGGUGUCAGUUUCAGAUUUAUGCCUUACUUCAGCCUUUUAUAGAGAUUUGAUAUUCCAGAAGUUAUUUGUCACGUCUUUCCAAGCACCCAAAAAUAAAUUGCUCGCUGUCUGGCAAAGGGAGGGUCGAGUCUCCGUUUUGGUUGUGACAGCCUGUCAUGUCAUCCUGAAGGCUGCUGCUCCUGUUGCUCUUACGCUGCCGAGCCAGACGUGCCAUUAGCUUUGGGAAUCUUCUCUCCUAAUGGACUUCACCGCUACCUGGUGUUUGUGCGCUGCAUGGAGUAAAGACUCUUGAGAGCCGAAGUCCAGGCCGAGAAAUUAAUUUUGCAAUGUAUCUGGAAAACUCCGAGCAGGGGAAAGUGGGCGGGGAGGGGGAGCUUUCCGCCGAAGCCAUUCUCUCCGGACAAUGUGCAGUUUCUAAAGUAACGGGAGCUGCAGGUUUAAGCAGCUCUUCAAAGGGAAGUGCUGAGCUGGACAUAAAGGCCCUUGUGGAAUACACAGAGCAGAGUGCCAGCGGAGGAGCGGACCCUCCUCGUCUUUGUGUGGAGUGUUGCAACGUGAACACAGAGCAGACUGAACCCUGCACGGAUUGUAAAGGACUCGCUGAGAGCUUUGAGGAAUAUUCUUCCAGCAAUGGGCUUUUUGAAUCGGACUGCCCCCCGGCAGAGACUGGGUGCACAGGGUUAAGCCAACUAUAUGAUGAAUGUCUUCAACCCUGUGAGUGUUUUAAAGCUUGCAAGUCCUCUGAGCAUUGUGCUAAUCAUAGCUUAGCCUCUAAAAGUAACCUUUGCUGUGAACACUUUCCAGAACACCUGUUGUUAUUUCAGCCAUGUAAGCCCUCUGAUCAACAGUCAGAGUCUUCUGAUUAUGAGCCGGAUGAAUUGGAAGUGACCUCCGACAGUUUUGGGGAAUCAGAAAUGCCUGUUUUUGUGUCCGAGCGCGCGGAGAACCUCGAGUUACCUCUGGACCGUCGGUGUGAGGACUCGGACUCAGAGCAGGACCGGUCAACAGAGGACUCAGAGCAAAACUUCACACAAACCAUCUCUGACUCGAUGGAGUCUCUAACCUGCGCUGCAGUCUUCUCUGAGUACGACGAAAGUCAGGCUGAAGCCGAAUACACAGACAAUGACGGCGAUGAAGAGGAUGAGCGCUAUGACCAUAAUGAGAUGGAGGCCAGUGAUGAAGAGUCUUCCGCGUUAUUGCAGGACGCCUCUGACGACGCCUGCGAACGUGACGCUGCUGCAGAAACGAGCUGUGAGCGUCUUUCUGCGGCAGACGUCUCUGUAGACGCCGGGGAGUUGCAUGAAGACGAUUCUGACGAAGAACCAAGUCAGCAUUGCGACCUUGAGGACAGCGUAGAGGAAGACUUGUCUUCAGACGAUUCUAAAUUCGUUAUUAAUGGUUUCCCGUCUGAUCCCGGUUUCGAUUCCUCCGAGGAAUCUGACAAAGGAGCUCAGGAUGAUUCAAGCGAUGAGCCGAUGCAGUGGGACUCAUUUGAAGAGAACGGCGAGGAACAACCUCCGAGCGUCGACGAGAGUAGCGAGGAGGACAAAAAGAAAACCCCCACCGUCGAAGCCGUGAUUGAGGAUUACUUUGAUUUGUUUGACAGAGCAGACUGCUCCAAGCAGGUGUUCACACGGGAGCGCCAUUACGUCUCCUGCUUCGACGGGGGCGAUAUUCACCACCACCUCCAUCUUGAAGAGGAGGCUCAGAAACAAAGCUUCAAAACAGCUCUCAACCUGAAAGAGACAUGUGAGGCCAUCAACCAACCGGAGAAGGAUGUCCACACCGAAGAAUCAGCUGGAAUAAAUAGCCAGGAAAGUGAUGAGCGUUCUGAAGAUUCAGAGGAGGAAGAGUCAAGUCAGAGAGACUCCAGCUCUUGUGGUGCAGAGCACCGGCCUGAUGACUGGACCCUGAAAUCUGAAUCAAGUUCAACAAAAGAUGAAGCUGAAGACAAAGAAUCUGAGACCUCGUGUCCUUAUCCAGAGUACUACCAGGACUCUGAGGACGAUGAAGAAUAUUAUGACGAGGAAGACUGGGGAUUUGACGGGCACGUCUAUGAUUAUUACGAUGAAGAACCUGAGUUCUACCUUGACUCAUACGCAGAGGAAGGCACAUUUGCACCGUGCGCCAGAGAAAUCUCCAUCGAGGGCGAUGUCUAUGAAGACAAAGUCUCUGCCGUUGAGAGCAACGACUCGGCUGGUGAAGCUGCAUCCACAGCGGCUGCUGAGAUGACCUUUGAUCUCAAAGACGACGAGAAUGACAAACAAGACCCUGAACUGGAGGGUUUUCCUGCCUGUUCAGAGAUGGAGCCUUACUGGGCGCUCGUCGAUGAAGAGCAAACUGGAGAGUGUUGCUUUUCAGGCGUUGAGGAUUACUAUGCAUACCAGAUCAAAUGCAUUCAGUCUUCAGCUACACAACCCUUGAACAGAUUCAUACUGGAUAGCAGAUUUACUGAUGGAAAGGUUGAAAGUAAUCUGGCGGAUAAAAGGGAAGAUCUCGCUCUUUCAUCUGAAGUCGACCCAGAGGAGGAGUCAUCGACCAGAUUAGGAAUUACUGUUGUCAAAAUACUCCCCAACGAACAAGGUUCAGAACCUGACCAUGAGCCGGAGGACAUCUCAGAGCUGACGUCCCCUCUGGGUAUUAUUCACAGCGUUGUCUCCAAGCAUGAGGCCACACAGAGCAGGGAUUCAGAGGAGGAGAGUGACGACGACUCCUCUGAACACUGUGAAUGUGAAUACUGCAUCCCACCAACGGAGCAGGUUCCAGCAAAACCACUGCUCUCACAAUUAGCAUCCAAUGAUCCAGCAAAGAUCUGUGUCGUCAUUGAUUUGGAUGAAACACUAGUACAUAGCUCCUUUAAGCCUUUGAACAAUGCAGAUUUUAUCAUUCCAGUGGAAAUUGAAGGGAUUGUUCAUCAGUAUGCAGAUCCUGUGUCCGACCUGCUGGAUAAAGACGGCGCCUUCCAGAGUCGACUGUUUCGUGAGGCUUGUGUCUACCACAAAGGGAACUACGUUAAAGACCUGAGCCGUUUAGGAAGAGACCUAAAAAGGGUCAUCAUCAUAGACAACUCCCCAGCCUCCUACAUCUUCCAUCCGGACAACGCGGUUCCCGUCGUGUCCUGGUUUAAUGACAUGUCGGACACUGAGCUUCUUGAUCUUAUCCCCUUCUUUGAGAGACUCAGCAAAGUGGACGACAUCUACGACAUUCUGAAGAAACAGAAGACUUCAAGUUAAUAGCGGCAGGAGAUUUGGAUGUAGGAAAUCACCAGCGACUGUCGAUGUGGGGCCACGGAGGCUGGUGAGCCCGCAGGCUCCAUCGCGCUUCCCAUUACAAAGGACCAUGCUUCAGAACCAGCUUAAAAAAAAACAUAACUCUUAUUUAAUCUCAUAAUCUUACAGCGUGUUGAAUAAAUCCACCCGUUAUCAUCGGAACGCCUGAUAGAGACUUACCAUGGAAUGGCAUGGCCUCUGUAGAUAACUUGCUAGCAAUGUGUGUGUCGCUAAUAUGUGACAGCUGUGACCUUUGUAAGUGUGCACCAAAACUAGAUUGUGUCAACAGUUGCUCAGUCUCCUACAAAUAGUCCUCGACAAAUGAACUACCAUUAGUCAUUUUAAUGUCAGUAUAAUGUAGCAUUUGUAAACAGCAUCACAUAGAAAAUAACACGUAGAGGGGUGUCCGUGAUCGUCUUAAUGUGGUACAUAAAAAUAACUCUGGUGGAGGUACAGAUGUUGUGAAAUGUGCACUCAAACGUUGAAUGCAUCUGUUGCUGUUGAAGGCUCCGUUUACUUUGUUUGGACAGAUAUGCAGAAAAUAUCUAAUGCUUUAGAAUAAAAAGUCACUUCAUAAUAUUUAGAAUAUAGACCCUCGUUGAUUUGGCUGUUUCCAAUACUGAUGUCACUCGUUCAAUACAUGUUUGCAAAAGCAAAUGGUGCCACUAAACCCCUAUAGGUUCCUGUAGUCAUGCCUGGAGAGAUUUGUUUUAUUAUGCUAUAUACAAUCUGGUACACAGACUAUAGUUAACUGAAUAAGCAACCCCUCACUUAACAACUGCAUGAUCAACCCUGUGUGUAGUCUCUUAAUAAGUCAACUGUUUGUUGUAAUAAAAAAUGAAGCUUUAAAGGGA
This is a messenger RNA of Fundulus heteroclitus (mummichog), 4811 nucleotides long. RefSeq lists its product as uncharacterized. The transcript is spliced from 5 exons. NCBI's taxonomy places the organism in Eukaryota, Metazoa, Chordata, Actinopteri, Cyprinodontiformes, Fundulidae. Bases 1015 to 3921 code for a protein of 968 amino acids. The record is from RefSeq and is a predicted model, not a curated record. Gene Ontology annotation, molecular function: RNA polymerase II CTD heptapeptide repeat phosphatase activity.